Molecule: messenger RNA, 2198 nt
Organism: Rotaria sp. Silwood2
Lineage: Eukaryota; Metazoa; Rotifera; Eurotatoria; Philodinida; Philodinidae
Source: the annotation of a GenBank genome assembly
UGAACCAUAUCGAUAUCGAUGUGAAACAGUUUCAUCACCUAAUCAAUAUAUCAGUUAUCAACAACUAGGUAAUGGGAUAAAUAAUUGUGCCGAUGGAAGUGACAAAAUUUCUAAAAACUUUCAUUGGUCAUCUAUGAAAUGUGAUGUUGAUGAAAAUUAUCCAUGUUGGGUUUUUCAAGCGAAUGGAAUCUAUGAAGAUAGAAUUUCCAGUGUUAAAUUAUCUUAUCAUCGACAUUGUAAUACUAUUUGGGAUACAAUGGAUGGUCAAGAUGGACAGAUUUUUUCUCAAUGGAUCUGUACUAGCAUUGCGCGUCGAUGCAAUCGAACAGGUCAAUGUAUUAGUGAGGAAUAUUUCUGUGAUGGAGAAUUUGAUUGUGAUGAUGGAGAAGACGAAUUAAAUUGUCCUGAGGUAUCAAGAAGAUGGAACUUUGAAGAAAUAUGUAAUAGAACAAGUGAACAUUUUUGUAUUACUCAAUAUUAUCUUGAAGAUCCAAUAUCCAGACGUCCAUGUAUUCCGUAUAUUAAAGCUGGUGAUGGGCAUAUUGAUUGUUUAGGUGGCCACGAUGAACGUAAUGUCUUUUCUUGUUCAGAUCAUUUGAUAUUAGAAGAUCGUUUCUCGUAUGACAAUCAAACAAAAUGUUUACAUUUUACGGUAAUAUGUGAUGGAAUUGAUCAUUGCCUUGACCGAACAAAUGAACUUAUUUGCCACUGAAAUCGAAGUUGGUGUUCCUCAGGAUACGUUGGAUGUGCAGAUAGAAGAGCGUGUAAGCCUAGUCGAUGUAAUUCAGCAUACGGAUGUUCAGACACAUCUCGUUGGUUUUAGUGUCCCAUUUCAUUCAACAAAGACAUUAUUUAUCGUGCGACUAAAUAUCAUCAUGCAUCAAACUAUGAAAGAUCUUGCUAUCAACAUUCCUCUACUCGAGAAACAGAUCAUGUUGUUAAUAUGUUCUCGGCAGUCUCCGAAACAAAAGAAGGAGUCACAUUUUCUUUUUAUGGUUAUUGUAAUCGUGGUUUUUAUUUAACUAGAAACAACAAAACAAAAUCUCUCUGUUUUUGUCCACCGAGUUAUUAUGGUAAUCGUUACCAAUACAAUAGUCAACGAGUAACUGUACGUGUCUGAUUCGAUCGACGACAUCGUGUUGAUAUCCCAGUUGUCUUAACUGUUUUGGUGACCCUUAUUUAUAAUCAUAGUGAAAUUAUCGAUCAUCAACUCAUCUUCGGUAUUAAUCAAGAUAAUAGAGUGAAAUAUAAGCUUUAUUUACUCUAUUCCAGACCAAGACCUCACGGAUUAUAUCCAGUACGUUUUGAAGUUUAUCAUUCGAUGAUUUUUCUAGCGGCAUGGGUAUAUCAAAUAAGUUCAUUCAAUUUUCUACCUGCUUUUCGUCUGGCAAAAAUCUUACGUUCUUCAUCAAAUGUUCUUUCAUUAUUUUGUUCAACAAAUCUUUGUCACAACCAUGGAACAUGUUACUUAAUGAAUACUAAUCAAUAUUUAUGUUUAUGUCAAUGGCAAGGACAUUUUUGUGAAAAAAACAUUAUUGAACGUUGCAUGUACUUUGCAUUCUUUUUUUUUUUAAUAUUUAUUCUAUUGUUCCCAUAAGGGUUAACAAAUGAUAAAUGCACAGUUUUCUUUCACGACAUAAGUUUAUGAUGUAUAAAUAGGAAAGUAUUUUAGAAUAAAGUAUUCAAGAAGGCAUGAAGCAUUUCUGAAAUGACAAAAUAAUCCUUUGUGUGCAUUCAUAAAUGAAAGAUAUUCGAGAUAUGUAUGGUUUGCUCGUUUAUAGAGUCUAUUUGCGAAUUUACUGUUUUUCUUCAGUCCCAUGCUUUUAUAAUAUUCUUUCGAAGGAUCUGUUGUUAUUAGGAAUGCUGUCCAUGUGUGUCUAUACGAAUUUGCUUCUGGUGAUUCGUUCAAAUGUUUUUGGAAACGGAUCCAAUAUUUAUAAACAUAAUCUCUUAAUGUUAGUUCUCUACUCAAACAUAGAGCUGUCACGUCUUCAUAAUCCCAUAAACUGUACACUAGUUUAAGACUUAUUCUAUACACAUGUUCUAUUCUUUGUUUCUGUUUAUCAGUAUAAUAAAAUCAUGUGGAGAAAAGCCAUGCUAAGUGCGGAAGUAAGAAUGCGCAAAAUAUUUUUUUUCUUAGUUUAAUUUCAUUUUUAGGUAAUGUUUUAUAGAUUUUUCUUAAAACAUAAUAACUUUGU